This is a messenger RNA of Striga hermonthica, 1179 nucleotides long. The record is from the annotation of a GenBank genome assembly. NCBI's taxonomy places the organism in Eukaryota, Viridiplantae, Streptophyta, Magnoliopsida, Lamiales, Orobanchaceae.
AUGACCAAUCCCAAAUCCUCUGACCCUGAAUUCUCGGCCAGAUCCACCGCCAUCAAGCUCUCCCACCACGGCGGCGACCACCACCAAUCCUUGCUCCCCGGCCUCCCGGACGAUAUAGCCCAGCUAUGCCUUUCCCUCGUCUCUCCGUCCAUCCUCUACUCCGUCUGCCGCUCGUGGCGCCGCCUCAUCUACUCCGCCUCCUUCCCCGCCUACCUCUCCCUAUACGCCGUCGUCCUUCCCGACGGUCAAUCCCAGCUCGAAGCCACCCCUGACCCUGUCGAUUUCUACUCAUUCGACCCGAUCUCCCGUCUCUGGAGCUCCCUCCCCCCGCCGCCCUCCGAUCCGCCGCCGCGCUUCCUCUUCCGCCACCCCGCCUUCAUCCGCCGCAACCUCCCAAUCCAAUCCGUCUCCGCCGCCGGAAAGCUCAUCGUCCUCGCCGCCACCGACGACCAAUUCCUCCCCGCCCUGUCCCACCCACUCCUCUUCGACCCGCUCUCCGGCAGCUGGAGCCGAGGUCCGCAGCUCGCUGCGCCGCGCCGCUGGUGCGCCGUCGGCUCCGCCGGCGGCGCCGUCUACGUCGCCAGCGGAAUGGGAGCGGGAUACAGCUGCGACGUGGCGCGAACGAUCGAGAGGUGGAAUCUGGAAUCAAUUCCGGAUCCGGAUCUUGCCGCCGCGAGGCGGCGGCGGACGCCUCCAGCGUGGCGGAGGAUGACGGAUAUGAAGGACGGGAAGUUCAGCCGCGACGCGAUCGAGGCGGUGGGGUGGAGGGGAAGACUGUGCAUGGUGAACGUAAAGGGGACGGCGGCGAAGGAAGGGGUGGUGUACGACUUAGCUCGGGACUGUUGGCGGGAGAUGCCGGCGGGGAUGCUGGCAGGGUGGAGGGGCCCGGCGGCGGGGUUGGACGAGGAGACUAUCUACUUGGUGGACGAGGGGAGGGGGGUGCUGAGGAGGUACGACGGAGAUCGGGACUCGUGGGAGGAUGUGGCGGGCUGCGGGCUGUUCCGGGGAGCACAGCAGGUGGCGGCAGGCGGCGGGAGGGUGUGCGUGCUGUGCGCCGACGGCACGAGGAUCGUGGUGGUGGAUGUGGCGUCGCCUCCGCCGGCGAGGAUGUGGGUGGAGGAGGUCCCGCCGGGGGUACAAGUGGUGGGGAUUCAUAUAAUGCCCCGAUUGGUUAGAUGA